This is a messenger RNA of Chaetomium strumarium, 2396 nucleotides long. RefSeq lists its product as uncharacterized. Gene Ontology annotation, cellular component: endoplasmic reticulum; plasma membrane; lipid droplet. Gene Ontology annotation, biological process: long-chain fatty acid metabolic process; long-chain fatty-acyl-CoA metabolic process. Gene Ontology annotation, molecular function: long-chain fatty acid-CoA ligase activity. NCBI's taxonomy places the organism in Eukaryota, Fungi, Ascomycota, Sordariomycetes, Sordariales, Chaetomiaceae. The transcript is spliced from 3 exons. Bases 217 to 2304 code for a protein of 695 amino acids. The record is from RefSeq and is a predicted model, not a curated record.
CCACCCCAACUGGCAUUUGAAAGCAGCGGACCGAGGCCAGUCGUCGGUGUGCGCGCCGUGUGCCGAGGCUUCAACGAACAAGACACGCCACGAGCCUCCGCUAAAGCUUACAUCGGUCGAUCUGCGCAGCAAGACGCGCUCCAUAUCAACUGCGCCAACGCCGGCUGAAAAGUUCCUAGCUCCAAGUGUCGACAUCGUCUGUGUAGAGCUGCAAAGAUGCCGCACACAUACGCCACGGGACCAACCCCGUUGCACAAGGUGCAAAAGCCUCCUUACACAGUCGAAGCAUCGGGCUUUCGGCCGGUCGAGAGCGAGACGAUCCCGCGACGGCAUCCCAAGGCAAAAUAUGGCCUGAUUGAGCGACCGGCUCCCGAUGUCAACACCACCUUCGACCUUCUCAAGCGCAGUGCAGAGCUCUACAGCAACGAGCCCGCCGUGGGCAGCCGGAAGCUGAUCAAGACUCACAAAGAAGAGAAGAAGAUCCCCAAGGUCGUCGACGGUCAAACGAAGGAGGUCGAGAAAGAAUGGACAUACUACGAACUCUCAAAUUACUCGUACAUGACGUACAAAGAAUACUUUGCCAUGGUGCUGCAAGUGGGUGCUGGCUUGAGGAAGCUGGGGUUGUCUCCAAAGGAUAGGUUGCACAUUUUUGCCACUACGAGUCCUCAAUGGCUGGCAAUGGCGCAUGCGUGCUCCUCGCAGUCUAUGGCCAUAGUUACAGCAUACGACACUCUCGGCGAGAGUGGCGUCGAGCACUCGCUAGUGCAGAGCAAGGCAAACGCCAUGUUUGUCGAUCCUCACCUCUUCAAGACAAUAAGGAACCCACUCAAGAAGGCAGAAUCGGUCAAGGUCUUGGUGUACAACGAGGCUAGUCACCUGCCCGUUUCCGAGGCCGAACUCGAGGAGUUCAAGUCCUCCUACCCGGAACUCACCGUUCUGUCGUUCGAAGAGCUUCGCGCUCUUGGCGAAGACAACCCGACAGAGCCUGUGUUGCCUGGUCCGGAAGAGUUAUACUGCAUCAUGUACACCUCGGGGAGCACCGGCCCGCCGAAAGGUGUCCCCGUGUCCCACGCCGGCUUCGUCGCUGCCGUGGCGGGCCUGUACACCGUUAUGGAAGAGGCUGUCAGCCACCGCGAGUACGUCCUGGCAUACCUGCCGCUAGCUCACAUCUUUGAGCUGGUGCUCGAGAAUCUGGUCAUUUUUGUCGGUGCCACCCUCGGGUACGGCCACCCGCGGACUCUCGCAGAUACAAGCAUGCGUAACUGUCAUGGUGACAUGCGCACCUUUGCACCGACUGUCAUGGUUGGCGUCCCUCAGAUAUGGGAAACCGUUAAGAAAGGCAUCGAAAGCAAAGUCAACUCUUCCGGCGCGGUCACCCGCACGCUCUUCUGGUCCGCCGUCAGCCUGAAAUCCUUCCUCGUCCGGAACGGGCUCCCCGGCGCCGGCAUCCUCGAUCGCCUUGUGUUUUCCAAAGUCCGCGAAAUGACCGGAGGCCGGCUGCGCUUCAUUGUCAACGGUGCAAGCGGCAUCGCAGCCCCAACCUUGCACUUCAUGUCGAUGGUGGUCGCGCCCAUGCUCAACGGCUACGGCCUGACUGAGACCUGCGGCAACGGCGCGCUCGGCUGCCCCUUGCAGUGGACGCCCGACGCAAUCGGGCCCAUUCCCGCUGCGGUCGAGGUCAAGCUCGUCUCCCUCCCAGACCUGGACUAUUCCACUGCGGCCACCCCGCCGCAGGGAGAGAUCCUCAUUCGCGGCGCGCCGGUACUCAAGGAGUACUUUGAGAACCCCGAGGAAACAGCCAAGGCAGUCACACCCGACGGGUGGUUCCGCACGGGCGACAUCGGCCAGUUCGACGCCGAUGGCCAUGUCCGCGUCAUCGACCGCGUCAAGAACUUGGUCAAGCUCCAGGGCGGCGAGUACAUCGCGCUGGAGAAGCUGGAAGCCAUCUACCGCGGCGUCGGGUAUGUGCAGAACAUCAUGGUGCACGGGGACAGCUCGAACCCCCGGCCGAUUGCGAUUGUGGUGGCGAACGACAAGGCGCUGGCUAAGAAAGCCCGGGAGUUAGGCGUCGAGGAGAAAGGGAUGCAUACCGACAAGAGGGUGAGGGGUGCGGUGCUCAAGGCGCUGCAGGAUGUGGCGAAGAAGGAGAACCUCAGCGCCAUGGAGACGGUGGCUGGGGUGGUGAUUGUUGAUGAAGAGUGGACGCCCGCGAAUGGCCUUGUGACGGCCACGCAAAAGAUCAAUCGAAAGACAAUCAGAGAGAAGUACGAAAAGGAGAUCAAGGAUUGCAUGGCUGGGAAAUAGUUGAAACAGGAUGGUCGUUGCAUCUGGUCGUUGGGAUUUGUAUGAUGAUGUUCGUCUGGGUAUGACCAUUAUUGGGUUUGGCGGAGUUGUGC